This is a messenger RNA of Aspergillus thermomutatus, 966 nucleotides long. RefSeq lists its product as uncharacterized. Lineage: Eukaryota; Fungi; Ascomycota; Eurotiomycetes; Eurotiales; Aspergillaceae. The transcript is spliced from 3 exons. Bases 1 to 966 code for a protein of 321 amino acids. The record is from RefSeq and is a predicted model, not a curated record.
AUGUCGGCAUCGGAUCGCAUCUCGCGACCCACCAAUCCAGAUGGUCUCGUCCUCGAGGCAUGGGGCCAGGGCCUCAUGCUGGGCUCGCUGCUGGUCAUGGCCGCCGUGACCUUUGCCAACAUGAAGAAACACAUCCUGCUGCAUAAACUGAUUCUGGCGGAGUUGAUCCUGGCCAUGCCGAAUGGCACCUUCAUCUUCCCCAAGGACCCCGUCUACGGGUGGUACCAGAGCGUCACGGCCAUCGGGCUGAAUAUCUCCUGGAGCCUGCACAAUGUGAUCGCGUGGAUGAAGAACCGCCCGUUCAUGUCGAGGAAGGUCUCGCUGUUCUACAUCGGCACGGUGAUCCUGGUGCAGCCCUACUGGGUGCUGGAGAUUUAUGCGAAUUUUGCGUAUUUCAACAACUACAACAAGAUCUUUCUGACGACGAGGCCGCUAGAGCCUCUCUUUCGUGACCCCUGGUGGGUGUUUACCACCUGCUCCCUCUUCUACACCAUCAAGCGCGAAUACAACUUUGGGAUCAUCGAGCUCGUCAGCGUCUCCCCGCGAUUCGGCAUCAUGCUGGCGUCCAUGUGUCUCUCCAUUGCCUUCAUGAUCGUCGAUACCUGCAGCGUCCUCAACGUGUUCAGCCAUUCUUCCUUGCCGACGGGGAUCGAGCCAUUCUGGAAGUUAUCGUUUAUCUUCAAAUGUCUCUGCGACACCGUCAUCCUCGACGACUUCAAAACCGCCCUGGACCGCAUGCGCGCCUACUGGCUUCGGAAACGGAACAUGGGCGGCGAGAUCCUGUUACAUACCGGCGAGCACCACCACCAGCAUCAUCGCAUCGAGGGCAGUGGACGGGGACGCCCGACGGACGAGGACAUCGAGGCACUGACGGGGAAUGGGGGGAGUGGAGGGAGAGAUGGGGCUCGGCGGAAAUCGGAGUUUUCGGUGCCAAAGGUGUAUACGCGCGAGCAUGUCAGGGAGUAG